Asterias rubens (European starfish) is the source of this 1275-nucleotide messenger RNA. RefSeq lists its product as uncharacterized. The record is from RefSeq and is a predicted model, not a curated record. Bases 1 to 1275 code for a protein of 424 amino acids. NCBI's taxonomy places the organism in Eukaryota, Metazoa, Echinodermata, Asteroidea, Forcipulatida, Asteriidae. The transcript has a single exon.
AUGGGCGUAAGCCGGGAGCAGAUUGAGCGCCCCAGGGGCCAAGUAGACCUCCUCAUCGGGUUUGAAUAUGCAGGGUACCACCCAAUAAGACUACAAGCUGUAGACCACUUGCUUGUCCUGGAGAAUAGAUUCGGUAGAUGUUUGGGAGGCACUCAUCCAGCCAUUACUGAGAGAACCAGACGAAUCCUUGCCGCUACAGCAAUGAUCCACUAUGUGUCCACUUGCAGCCUAGACCAAUUCAUGACGUUGGAGAGCAUGGGAGUGGAGUGUAACCCAAGAUGUGGGAACUGUAGAUGUGGUAAAUGUCCCAUCGGGUCCAAAGACUACACUUUGAAGGAAGAGCGUGAACUUGCACUAAUUGAUCAGAAUCUCGUCUUUCAAGGAUCUCAUUGGGAAGCAGCUUAUCCCUGGAUUAAGGAUCCUGCUAAUCUACCAGACAACAGACACGUUGCAUUUGCCACGCUGAGAGCCCUAGAGCGACGGCUGGAGCGUGACCCCACCAAGGCGCAAGUGUACGACGCACAGAUGAAAGACAUGAUAGAUCGAGGCGUCGCCCGAGCAAUCCCCAAGGAAGAAAUGGCUUCGUAUAAGGGACCGAUCCACUACAUAGCCCAUCACGAAGUCCUGAAGCCAGACAGCAAGAGCACCCCAGUCAGGAUUGUAUUCAAUAGCAGUGCCAACAACAAAGGACAUAUCCUCAACGACUACUGGGCUAAAGGUCCAGACAUGAUGAACUCUCUCCUGGGAGUACUCCUUCGAUUUCGAGAGAACGAGGUAGCUUUGGUUGGUGAUAUCCGCAAGAUGUAUCACAGCGUCUUUACCACAUUGAAGGACCAACACUGCCACAGAUUUCUCUGGAGAGGAAUGCGGACCGGCGAGGAUCCAAAGACAUACUGCAUGAAAGUUGUCAACAUGGGCGACCGGCCAUCAGCCACCAUCGCCACUGUGGCACUGAAGAAGACUGCUGAGCUUGGCAAAGACAAAUUCCCCGAAGCCGCAAGCACGAUCCAGCAGAAUGUUUACGUUGAUGAUAUCCUCGAGUCUGUGCCAACACUAAACAAAGCCCGGAUCCAUGCACAAGAGAUUGACCAACUGAUCAAGCCAGGAAAUUUCUUCCUAAACAAAUGGGUGUUCUCUGGAGGACUCGACAAAGAUGAUGAAGAAUGGCCUAGCAAGGAAAACAGUGAGAAGGUUCUUGGCAUUUCAUGGAACCCAAAGAGAGAUGUUUUCCACUUCAUCACACGGAUCAAUUUCGCACAAAAAAAAAAAAGAUGA